AUGGAAAAUCCACACAACCUAGACCGAGCUAAGAUGUCUGCUACUAUCAACAUCAACAGAAUCAGUAUUUACAGUCUACUCAACGUGGACCAGUCUAUGAUAUCCGACGCCUCGAACGUCAACAGAAUCAUGGCCGCUCUACCCAACGCUGGCCAAUUUAUGAUAUCUGAUCUUCCAAUAGACUUAAAAAAAGAUUCCGGAAUGGACAAGGAGAGCAUGACUUCCCCGACAACCAAGCAAGCUCUGAUUCCGCCACAGUUCGCUGCCUCUGCCGGCAAAAGGGGCAUUAAAGCCAAGAAACAUCGCUGUCCGGAGUGUGUGAACCGCUUCACCACCAAAGAUGUUCUAAAUGUGCAUAUUCGCAGCGUCCAUAGACGCAAAAGGAACCACAUAUGCGGGAAGUGUGGUUAUGCCUUCUUCGCCAAAUCAGAACUCAAGAGACAUCUACGACGGAAGACCCCCUGCCAGCCAGCUAUAUCCAAAUCUGGCGAGAUCACCGAUGAUACCUCAACGACGAUGGAGAUAUCCAAUUUCAGAAUGGAAAUGAACCUCGAAUCCCUUGGGGAUCUGGAUAUGGGCGGGGAGGAAACAGCACCCUUGCCUCCUCUGCCAUUACCAGGGAAAUACAAUUUCGAAACGAGCCAGGAAUACAUCGACCUGGAAACCCCAAUGCCGAUUGUAGCAGGCUCUGGAAAAGGUCCAAGUAUGUUUCUCAAUGACAUUGACAGUGACGACCAGGCACCGCCAUCUCCCUACCAGUCUGCACUGGAAAAUGUCCAAACUCAAACGCAGAUUCAGUCUCAAGCGCACCUCAACCUCCAAUUAGUAUUUGAGGGCUGGCUAGAAGAAGAAAGUCAAGUGCCGCCUUCGAGCCCCCGGGAAAUUAUGGAUAGGUUAUUCCAAGUGGGCUUCAAGCAGCUGGAUCUUGACGACUUAGAGGGAGCCGAAAACGAAUCGGAAACGGAAGUCGGACGAGAAGGUGAAGAAACCUCCCAAGUUUAUCCCGAACCCAGAGUCAUCAAAGGAAAAUUUGAGUGUCAUGUGUGUAAGCGGGCUUUCUCUUACCGCGGAAACUUACAUCAACACCUCAAUGGUGGGCAUACUCCUCAUCAUUGUGCAGUGGAAGGUUGUAUUGAGGCGUUCAGGUUGGAGUCAGAACUCAGGGCCCAUAUAAUGGAAAUACACUACGGUAUGGAGAACACAUAUGCCUGGAGUGUAAGCGUUCAUUCUUCGUCGAACUCAAUUGCGGCAGACACAUGA
Molecule: messenger RNA, 1260 nt
Organism: Hyaloscypha bicolor E
Lineage: Eukaryota; Fungi; Ascomycota; Leotiomycetes; Helotiales; Hyaloscyphaceae
Exons: 1
Coding region: 1-1260 (419 amino acids)
Biological process (GO): regulation of DNA-templated transcription
Molecular function (GO): DNA-binding transcription factor activity, RNA polymerase II-specific; RNA polymerase II cis-regulatory region sequence-specific DNA binding
Source: RefSeq, a predicted model, not a curated record